Messenger RNA from Penicillium samsonianum, 354 nucleotides. RefSeq lists its product as uncharacterized. The record is from RefSeq and is a predicted model, not a curated record. The transcript has 2 exons. NCBI's taxonomy places the organism in Eukaryota, Fungi, Ascomycota, Eurotiomycetes, Eurotiales, Aspergillaceae. Bases 1 to 354 code for a protein of 117 amino acids. Gene Ontology annotation, molecular function: hydrolase activity, hydrolyzing N-glycosyl compounds.
AUGAUAAACGGCAAGCUGCCCUGGGAGGGAGAAUUUGCGCCGGAGACUAAGACUUCGGAACCCGAGAGCAACGAACCGACUUCCUUGAUCCGAACCGAGGCUUUCAAGGAAGGCUUCUCCACGGGCCGACCGGAGAGCUCGACUUCGGCCGCGAUCUUCAUGGUGCAGAUGGCCCACAAUUAUUCCGGGCAUGUAUCCAUCUACUCCGCUGGAGCAUUGACCAAUAUCGCGCUUGCUGUGCGUAUAGAUCGGCAUUUCGCGUCAUUUGCCAAGAAUAUGGUGGUGAUUAUGAGGGGAUAUGUUGAUUUAAAUAUGAUGGAGGCGACCGGUGGAACCACCCUGGUUGAUUGCUAG